UGCUUCGCAAUGUGCACGGUUCGCGGUGACACCCGGUACGGAGCCGCGCAGGCUGGACGAGAGCAGGCUGGACGAGAGCGCACCAUGGCCUUGGUGACCUUCGAGGACGUGGCAGUGCGCUUCACCCAGGACGAGUGGGCUUUGCUGGACCCUUCCCAGAAGAGUCUCUAUGGAGAUGUGAUGCUGGAGACCUGCAGGAGUCUGACUUCUGUAGGCAUAAACGGGGAAUGCUGGGAUUUGGAAGCUUAUUUCAGAAGUCUAGAGAGAAAUCUGAGAGUCCAGGUGGUAAAGAGAGACUGUGAACUUACAAACAAUGGCCCAUGUGGAGAAGCAGUUGCCCAGCCAAAGCUUCCUGAAUGUCACACCAUCAGUCAGUCAUCCCUGAAGAGACACACUACAUCCAACUCUAAAUACAGACCUUGUGACUAUCAGAAAUACGUAAAGAAAUACUAUGAAUGUAAAAUAUGUGAUAAAGCCUUUACGUGCCUUGGAUCCCUUAAAAAACAUAAAAAGACCCACGCUGGAGAGAAACCCUACAAAUGUAAGUAUUGUGAGAAAGCCUUCAGUUACCACUACUGUGUUGAAAGGCACAUGCUAACUCACAAUGCAGACAGGCAUAAAUGCAAGGUAUGUAGAGAGGCAUUCCCUAAUGCCAUUGCCCUUAGGGAACAUAAAACAAUUCACUCCGGAGAGAUACCUGAGUGUAAGGAAUGUGGAAGAAUGUUCUGGACUUCCAGUUCCCUAGACAUGCAUAAAAGGCUUCAUACAACAGAAAAACUUUUUGAAUGUAAACACUGUGGGAAAGCCUUCAUGAGGUACUGUUCUUUUCAGCUGCAUAAAAGGACUCACACUGGGGAGAAACCUUAUGCGUGUAAGCAAUGUGGGAAAACCUUCAGACAUUCCAGCCAUGUUCAAGCACAUAAGCGAAUUCACACUGGAGAGAAACCUUACGAAUGUAUACAGUGCGGGAAGACAUUCACCUCUGGCCACUGUGCAAGAAGACAUUUGGGGACGCACAGUGGGGCCUGGCCAUACAAAUGUGAGGUGUGUGGGAAAGCUUAUCCCUAUGUCUAUUCCCUUCGAAACCACAAAAAAAGCCACACCGAAGAAAAACUUUAUGAAUGUAAACAAUGUGGGAAAGCCUUUAAAUACGUCUCUUCCUUACGCAACCAUGAGACCACUCACACUGGAGAGAAGCCUUAUGAAUGUAAAGAAUGUGGGAAAGCCUUUAGCUGUUCCAGUUACAUUCAGAAUCACAUGAGAACACACAAAAGACAGUCCUAUGAGUGUAAGGAGUGUGGUAAGGUGUUCUCGUAUUCCAAAAGUCUUCGGAGACACAUGACUACACACAGUUAAUUGGAGAGGGAUAGUUUUAAAUAUAACUUAAAUACUUAGAUAUAUAGAAAAGCUCCACACAUUCCAGUUCCCCAUUUAAAACAACAAAAAAAAAACACAGUGGAAAACGAGCCUGUGAAUGCAGUGCAUGUGCUGAAGUCAGUACGUGCCAGUUUGAUGUGCCAAAGCCCUCUAAGUUGAAAGAAUAUCGGGAAGCAUUUCAGCUCUGAGGAUUUACUGAUGACUUCUGCAUAGAGAACCUGGGAACACUUUCUGUCCAUCCUUGCUACCACUCAUGGGAAGACAUGCUGAAGAGAGAAAAAUCUAUGGCUGUUAGCCUCUCCCACUUUACCUUGAAUUUUUAGCAGUGUGGGAAAGUCUUAAGUAAUGUGCACCUUAUUAUGUGUGUAAACCGCCACAGACCCAAGCUCUGUAAACGGAAGAAAUAGCUGGGCUCUUCCCAAGUUAACAGAUGUUUCCAAACCCAUGAAGCGAGUUCCCAAGUCUCAUGAACCUGUGAAGUAUAAAGCCUGCUGAUCCCAGUGCUACCUAGAAGCCACCGUGGGAAAAUGGCUCUCCUCUGGUUUCUCUCGGUUGCUCACUGCUAAAUGUGUCAGGAUAUUGUGGACUUCUGAUUCUUAGUCAUAAUUCUGUUGGUAUUUUUGGGUUUAGUUUUGUUUACUCUUCAAUUUCAAAUGUGUGUACUGUCUUGAUUAUAUCUACCCUGUCACUGCAGACACUCCUCACUGUCUCCCUUCCGCCUUCGUGUCCAUUCCCUACCCCAUCCCCUUUUCUUUUUUUGUAAUCCAUUGUCUGAUGCUCAAGGCCAAAGCUUCCAUGUGUUGAGGAAUGAAACAGCUGUACCCUGUCCAGGGAGGAGCACACUCCCAAUCCUCAGAUCCUACAUCUUUCAGCCCCUUUGUGGGUUUUAAGGAAUCAUUUCUGGGUGGUUUUAGUAUCUAUUUACUGGGGGCAGAGUGAGUCAGGCUGAAAUACCCAUGUUCAUCUGAACCUAUCAGGUUCCAGUUGCAGUCUCCAAUCUAAGUGGGACCAUAGCUGUCACCCAGGCUGUGUGUGUAUUCAAUAGAAAUAUUUUUUUACUUGUCAACAAAAUUUUAUUUAUUGCUUCUUAACAAAGUUAGAUCCUAUAAGUAAACUGAAAUUAUUUCAAGGGCCGGCAAGAUGGCUUGGUGGAUGAGGGUGCUUGCUGCCUACCCUGAUGACUUGUGUUCAAGUCCUAGAAAAGGUGAAAAGGACCAACUCCUUUUUUUUUUUUUUUUUGGUUUUUCGAGACAGGGUUUCUCUGUGUAGCCCGGGCUGUC
Messenger RNA from Grammomys surdaster, 2657 nucleotides. Its product is annotated as zinc finger protein 20-like. The record is from RefSeq and is a predicted model, not a curated record. Lineage: Eukaryota; Metazoa; Chordata; Mammalia; Rodentia; Muridae. Gene Ontology annotation, biological process: regulation of DNA-templated transcription. The transcript is spliced from 3 exons. Bases 10 to 1356 code for a protein of 448 amino acids.